AUGGUUUUCUCUUCUAUUCCAGUCUAUUUAGAUCCUCCCAAUUGGCAGCAACAACAAAAUCAACAUAUAGCAAAUGGUAGUAACAGUCCUCAGCUGCUUCCUCCGCUGCUGCAACAGCCACAGGACCCUCACGUGGGAGUUCAUGAUGCUGCGGGCCCAAUCCGGCCCGGUUUGAUGGCGGACCGGGCCAAGAUUCCGGCCCAGGAAGGAGCUCUGAAGUGUCCUCGGUGUGAAUCAACCAACACAAAGUUUUGCUACUUCAACAAUUACAGCCUCUCUCAACCGCGGCACUUUUGCAAGACUUGUAGGCGUUAUUGGACAAGAGGUGGUGCUCUCAGGAACGUUCCUGUUGGUGGAGGAUGCCGUAGGAACAAGAAGAACAAAAGGAGUCGUUCCAAAUCUCCGGUUUCUUCUGAGAAACCAUCACUUCCCAAUUCCACAAGUGCCAUGCCUGAACUUAUUGGUCGGUUCCCACAACCUUUCAUGGCCUCUCUUCAGAGUAUGAACCGCUAUGGUGUAGGGAACACAGGUGUUAACUUGCGUGAGAUGCAAGCACAGAACGGUUCUCAUAUGGGGUUUCAAAUGGGUGGUCAGGGUCAUGGUUCAAGUGUUACUCCUACAGGAGGAUUAGUGGAGCAGUGGCGGUUUCAGCAGUUUCCUUUCUUGAACGGUUUUGAGUCAGCUUCUGGUGUUUCUUCCUACCCUUUUCAAACUGAAAGUGUUGAAGGUUUAGUUGGAGAAAUUGCCGCACCUUCUAGGGUUACUCAGCUGCCACCACGGGUUAAAUUGGAAUAUAACGGUGGUUUGAAUUUGUCAAGAUCUCCUUUGAGUGUCUCCGAAAAUAGUAACCAUUACUAUUCAUGGACGGAUUUAUCUGGUCUUGCAUCCUCUUCCGCCAGUCAUCUCUUGUAA
Sphenostylis stenocarpa is the source of this 912-nucleotide messenger RNA. Lineage: Eukaryota; Viridiplantae; Streptophyta; Magnoliopsida; Fabales; Fabaceae. The record is from the annotation of a GenBank genome assembly.